UGCGCCGAUGCGCAAAUUGAUUCAUCGAUACAUCACUCCUUUUACAACGCGUUAGUUUGCAAAUCGGGUAUUCUCUCUAAACGUGCGAAGGAACAAAAAAGAUCGGAGUUGGCACAGAUAGGAGUUUCUAUCAGAUACGAAGAUUAUCGGCAAUUACGGCGAACAUAUGGUUAAAGAUACGUUACUCUGAGGUCGGAGACGGCCAACAUCCGAUAAAGAUUGAUUCUAUCACGAGCCAGAGAUAAAAGAUCGCGCGUGUAUUUUUUCCGUUUACUCAAUACGAUCUUUCCGCGUCAGGAAUAACCCACUUGCCACGUCGGACACCGCACACGUGCUAUAAACUCAUUAUGGCAACUCAGGUACACGAAUUCAGUGUCGAGAUGACGUGCGAAGGAUGCUCCAACGCGGUGCAAAACGUGUUGAAAAAAGUGGAAGGCAUUGACGACAUCAAGAUAGACUUGGUAGAAAAAAGGGUGUCCGUUGCCACUGCGCUUAGUUCGGAUAAGAUCUUCGAGACGAUCAAGAAGACGGGGAAACAGUGCCAAUUUCUGAGGACUAAACAAUCAUAACUUACUUGCGAUACGAGGUGAUCGUAAACGAGUGCUGCUAACAUGUUCUUUGUACAUGGAUAUUGUAAAAGUUUCUGUUACUUUUUCCUGGAUUUAUCAUACUUUACUCGAUGUAUAAAAGUACAAAAAUAUUAUACUUAAGUUCUUUAUAAUAAAAUGUCUUUUCCAUGC
Ooceraea biroi (clonal raider ant) is the source of this 740-nucleotide messenger RNA. RefSeq names its product Antioxidant 1 copper chaperone (gene Atox1). Gene Ontology annotation, cellular component: cytosol. Lineage: Eukaryota; Metazoa; Arthropoda; Insecta; Hymenoptera; Formicidae. Gene Ontology annotation, molecular function: metal ion binding; copper chaperone activity. The record is from RefSeq and is a predicted model, not a curated record. Gene Ontology annotation, biological process: copper ion transport.